AUGAUCGAGUUCAAGACUUCCGAGGCGGCUUUCUUGGCGGCCGGCGGCGCCUCGCAGAUCCCCUGGAACGACACGGCCCUCCUCCAGGGCCUCGACGACGAGAUCCGCAGCGUCUUUGAGCCCGAGCAGCUCAUCACCCCCGACGAUAUCCGCCGCGGGAACCUGACGCUCGAGCAGUCCGUCCUGCAGCAUGGCUGGCCCGACCUCGACAGCGCCAGGGGCAGAUUCCUGUUCCUCAUGGACAACGGCCCCGUGAACCCCAUCCGCGACACCUACACCGACGGCCGCCCGAACCUCGAGGGUCGCGUCCUCUUCACCAACUCGGCGCCUGGAAACUCUGACUGCGCGUUCCAGAAGCUCAACGACCCCACGGGCACCGAGCAGGCCAACAUUCAGGCCCAGGUCAAGGCGGGCUACUGGGUGCGCACGCGCGCCGACGUGCCCCUCGACACGCUCCUGUCCAACGACACGACGGGCAUGCGCGAGGCCGCCUUCUCGAGCGGCGCCCAGAUCGUGUCCACCGACUUCCAGGCCUACGGCAUGAGCACCCGCUGGAACGUCGACUACGCCGUGCGCUUCGAGGGCGGCGCCGCCGUGCGCUGCAACCCCGUCAACGGGCCCGAGGGCUGCGCGGACGCGGAGCUGGAGCCUGUCGAGUAUGUGCGGAACUAG
Messenger RNA from Colletotrichum spaethianum, 672 nucleotides. RefSeq lists its product as uncharacterized. NCBI's taxonomy places the organism in Eukaryota, Fungi, Ascomycota, Sordariomycetes, Glomerellales, Glomerellaceae. The record is from RefSeq and is a predicted model, not a curated record. Gene Ontology annotation, molecular function: phosphoric diester hydrolase activity. Gene Ontology annotation, biological process: lipid metabolic process. The transcript is spliced from 2 exons. The coding region runs from base 1 to 672 and encodes 223 amino acids.